CACUGGCAGCGGAGGGGGAGGCGUUUGGCUCGGUGAAGACGGGGAGUGAGCGAGCGGAGAGGGUGAGAAACCAGCGGAUCUGGCCCUUUAAAUCACCAAUACAGCGCAAUCGGAGAGACAAGCCGAUGUAAGCUCGGCCGCCGCCCGGCUCCGUCAGUCUGACUUGGCAACUGUUUCCCUGUUGUCCCCGCUCCGCUGAGGUCGUCUUCUCCAUCCGUUCGUAUUAGUGUUCAGAGGGAGUCCUGUCUGCACGCCACCAGUCAGUUUUCUCCUGUGUUGGUGUAUUCUGAUGGAUCAGUAUGUCUACCACUAAUAAUAUCGCCCAGGCCAGAAAACUGGUGGAACAGCUGAGGAUCGAGGCAGGGAUUGAACGCAUUAAGGUGUCCAAAGCGGCGGCGGACCUGAUGAGUUACUGUGAGCAGCACGCUCGUAGCGACCCCCUGCUGGUGGGGGUCCCCACAUCCGAAAACCCCUUCAAGGACAAGAAACCCUGCAUCAUCCUAUAGCUGCACCCUGCUUUUCCUCUCCUAACCCCCCCCCCCCCCCACCCCACACACACACACACACACAACACAAACACAAACUCAAACACACACAUACACAUAUUAC
Molecule: messenger RNA, 609 nt
Organism: Salarias fasciatus (jewelled blenny)
Lineage: Eukaryota; Metazoa; Chordata; Actinopteri; Blenniiformes; Blenniidae
Gene: gng7
Product: guanine nucleotide binding protein (G protein), gamma 7
Exons: 4
Coding region: 300-506 (68 amino acids)
Biological process (GO): G protein-coupled receptor signaling pathway
Cellular component (GO): heterotrimeric G-protein complex
Molecular function (GO): G-protein beta-subunit binding
Source: RefSeq, a predicted model, not a curated record